AUGGAUCUCGCGAGCUUUCAGAAUCUGUUGCAGCAGUGCCAAACGGAACAGGACACCCAAAAGCGCAAGGAAGUGGAAGAUUUUUACUUUAAGUACAAGCAAGAGGAACCAGCAUCAUAUGUCGCAAACAUUAUUGAAGUUAUAUGCAGCAAUUCUUCAAGCUCCAAUUAUGCCGCCAUCCUUUUCCGCCGUGACAUGGAACAAUCAGGAGAUGUGGCGGCCGUGUACAGAGCCGGGAAUGGCAAUCCCGAGUGCGUUCAUGAGGUCAUGGUCCGCAUCCUGAACACCAUGCUUGGACAGACAAGCAGCAACAGCAUUCGAUUUCUGAGUGAGAUCCUUGGCGUCCAUCUAGAGAGGAUUCUGGAGAGCGAUCCACAAGGGGGAGUUGCCCAGUUUCCCGAGUUCUUCCAGGCCCUUGAGACCCACUUCGCCGCUCCAACGACUACGUCCCAAUUGCGCGUGGGCUUCCUGAAUUGUAUAAAGUACAUCUGUGGGCUUGCAUAUACAUCUGUUACAAAGAUCGGCGGCAAGGCCAUCAUAGAUCUCAUAUUUGCAGGCCUUGAGGACCAGGCAGACACUGUCGCAGUUGCUGCCAUCAAGUGUGUCAACGCGCUGAUCCUCUACGGAGAUUCUGACGACGAAGACGAGAAGAACGAUAGCGUAAUUCCCAACAGCGUUCUUCAGCAGUUUGUUUAUAAAAUAAUUCAGCGCUUGCCGGCCAUGAUUGGCAGGCACAACUUCAUGGACGCUGAGCAGGCCCUUGAGCAGCUUGUAGAUAUAGCUGAUAUGAAUGGGGCAGUGCUUAAGCCAAUGGUGAAGGACGUCCACAUACUUGUUACAGGGAUCCUCUCGCCUCCUGAGAUUGACGACUCGCUGAAGCGACUGACCAUAGUGCUUUUCAGCUAUCUUUGCGAAAACAUUUCAGACAUCCGAAAGCGUGCAAAGAAGGCCAUCUCCGAGAUCAUUUCUCAGUUUAUUUUCCCAUACUGCGGUCUCUUUGACGAUACUCUGACCCAGGCCUGGCUGACGUCGGAGGAUCCGCACCACUUUGAUGAUCAGAAUAGCCUCUUGGGUUACGCAGAGAGCGCUCUCGAUAGAAUCUCCACAACCUUGGGCUAUAAGGUGAUCUUUCCGCUUAUUAAAGACUUUGUUAGCUAUGCCAAGGCCAACCCAACCGUCCACAAUUGCUUUGCCGUCGCUAAUAUUUUCACCAUAACCGCCGAGGGCCUUGCUCGCCUUGUGACAAAGGAGGACAUAGUUUUCACAAUCGAUACCCUUCUCGAGCUGAGCAACCAUCCUCAUCAGCGUGUCAGGUAUAGCGUGCUCAGCGCCAUUGGGCAGCUCUCGGAAGACUAUGCUCCGACGUUCCAGACGUUCCACGAAAAGGUCAUGCCCCUCCUUACAAAGAUGGCCCAAGACCCCUGCAUAGCGGUGGCCGCACACUCUCUUGGGGCCCUGGUGAAUUUUCUGGAGCACCUUAAGAAGGCCGAGACCUAUCUCUACAAGGAUGCGUUGGAGCCAGUCAUCACUAUGCACCUCAUGCAGAGCAAUCACCUCCUCAGCAAUACGAACUCACUUGCACUGGUUGCUAGUCUGUCCAACACGCUUCUGAAGAAUGACUUCGCCGAUAUGUGCAAGAACUACAUUCCUCACAUCCUGGGCAUGUUCACCAACGUAAUGGAGACUCUACGUAAGUCCCCCAACAUGUCGCUGAAUAAGCCCCGACUGAGCUACAUCUCUCGAAUACUGGAGUGUCUCUCUAUUGUAGCUGGAACCCUUCCGCAGCUGUUCGCUCCCCACAUCGACCCGCUUUUGACGGCCAUCAUGGAGCUCUUUAACUUCUCCAUAGAUGAUGCGGAGUCGUCUCUACUUAAGUAUACGCUAAUCGCUGUCAGCAGAAUAGUCGACAUUUACCCAGAAACCUUCCCCAAGUACAUGGACCCGAUCAUUGCAAAGUUGAACGACAUCUUCAAUCUAAAGUACAUCGAGUUUGAUAAUGUGAACGAGUUUGCGGUAACGGAUGAUGAUGACUGCAGCUUUACUAUUUCUCCGCACGUCCUUCAGCUACAAGCGGUCGGCUUCGACGUUAUUUCUGGCAUUAUGCGCAAAACUCCUGCAGCAUUUGCUCCGCACCUGGAUGCAUUUUUGACGAAGAUCCAGGACAGAAGCUUCCACACAGGGUCCAUAUCAGAAUCGCUCAAACUGAAUAGCAUCGAGUGCAUCUGCACCGCUUUUCGUGUUGCCGUCGCUGCUCCCACUGUGGCUUCUCCUCCUGCAGUUCACCAGAGGGCAUUCACCAUGCUGAUAGCUGCUACAGAAUCUAACAUUGAUGACAUCGACAUUUACCAGAGCAUAGCAGACUCGAUGGCUGAGUAUGUCAUGGACUAUUGCAAGUACAUCACUUCGACUAAAGACAUGACUUCAUAUACAGAGACAGUCAAUAAGGUGUUUUCUCUUCUAGAGAAUUUCGAGGAUCAGUGCCGUAAGUUGCUCGAAGUGAGCAUCCAGGAUCUCGAGUGCGACGAUGACCUUGAUCCAGAAGAGACGGCGACCAUGGUUUCAGACACUGUUGACGAUUUCUCUGAUGCCAUCGCGACGUUUGCAGACGUUUAUGGUACCUUUGCAGAGGCCCUGGGAGAUCUCUCCUUGGAUUUCAUGUCACCUCUCCUUAUGCCUGUGAUCAAGAGGUGGGUGAAUUACUACACCAGCACUAAGAAGAACGGGAUCAGUGGCGCGCAAGUCGCCUUCCUGACGAGUGCUGUAUCCAUCCUGGCGGACAUCGUUAAGUACCUGAGCCCGGCAAACUCCAAGUCUCUUGUGGAACCGUUUGUAACCAUAAUAAUUGAGAACACAAAGCUCAAUAAGGAGUGGGUAGAGAUCAACCAAGUCUGCUGCUACACUGCCGGACUGCUGUUUGAGAAAUAUGAGGGCGAUCCUGGCCUAGCCAUUCUCAUUCCUACGCUGUUGGCGAACGCCACUGAGUUGAUAGGAGUCGUAAAGAGCGGGGAGCUGGUCAGCAAAGAGGCCUUGGCAGCAUAUGACAACGCUGUCACGCUCUCGGCUAGGAUGGCACAGGCCUUUCCAACUGAGCUUGGCAACAUGAGUGGUGGACUCACACAGUUCUGGGCGUCAUGGCUGGACCUUGCGAGCACCGUCCAGACCGACCGCGAGGAGGUGAUCGCUAGCAUACAGUUGAUAAUAAGCGCGUUCGCACGCAACGACCCGAACUUCAUGAGCGGAAACCUUGUGCACGCACUGUACGCCUUCCUCUCCCUUUACUUUGGGGAUCACCACAUUAGCAUUGUUGAAGAUCAGACGAAUGCGAAUUUAAUCGAGGGGGCAAACACUGUUCUCACACAGAUUGCUGGACAUGGUACCAUCCUGGCGGAUACGAUAGCAAAGUGCUCUGAGUAUGUCCAGAAGACAUACUCCUUGUACACAAGCGUGCGCCAGUGA
This is a messenger RNA of Giardia duodenalis, 3456 nucleotides long. RefSeq names its product Importin beta-3 subunit. Gene Ontology annotation, molecular function: protein binding; nuclear import signal receptor activity. The transcript has a single exon. Lineage: Eukaryota; Fornicata; Diplomonadida; Hexamitidae. Gene Ontology annotation, cellular component: cytoplasm; nucleus. Gene Ontology annotation, biological process: protein import into nucleus. Bases 1 to 3456 code for a protein of 1151 amino acids. The record is from RefSeq and is a predicted model, not a curated record.